This is a messenger RNA of Acanthosepion pharaonis, 954 nucleotides long. NCBI's taxonomy places the organism in Eukaryota, Metazoa, Mollusca, Cephalopoda, Sepiida, Sepiidae. The record is from the annotation of a GenBank genome assembly.
AUGAUCUAUCUAUCUAUCUAUCUAUCUAUCUAUCUAUCUAUCUCAGUCCUGGCAAGCCAAACAAUCUAUCUAUCUAUCUAUCUAUCUAUCUAUCUAUCUAUCUGUUCAUAUCAAUCUGUCUAUGUAAUACCUCUCUCUGUCUGUCUGUCUGUCUGUCUUUCUAUCUUUCUCAUUCUAUCUAUCUAUCUAUCUAUCUAUCUAUCUAUCUAUCUAUCUCAUUCUGUUAAUAUCUAUGUGACACUGAGCGGCAAAAGGAGUUCUAUCUAUCUAUCUAUCUAUCUAUCUAUCUCAUUUUGUUCAUAUCUAUCAUUCUGUUCAUAUCUGUCUGUUUUGAACAUAAAUACAUCUAUCUAUCUAUAUAUCUAUCUAUCUAUCUAUCUCAACCUGUUCAUAUCUAUCUAUUUCAGUCUUUCAUAUUCUAUCUAUCUAUCUAUUUUUAAAAUUUUGUUCAUUUCUUUCAAUUUAUCUAUUUGGUCAAAUAGUGGAAUAGAAAUACAUCUAUCUAUCUAUCUAUCUAUCUAUCUAUCUAUCUAUCUGUUCCUAUCUAUCUAUUUCAGUUCUUCAUAUCCAUCUAUCUAUCUAUUUCAGUCUGUUGAUAUCUAUCUAUCUAUCUAUCUAUCUAUCUAUCUAUCUAUCUAUCUAAACAUUCUUUCUUUCUUUCUUUCAUUAAAAGACAUUCUUUCUUUCUUUCAAAAAAAAUCUUUCUUUCCUACUCACUUUCUCACGUUAUUUCGUUCUGAAAAAGUCAUUCUCUUUCCCAAUUUUCAUUCUUUAGAUCUUUCACGUACUAUUCUUUGUUGUUUCUUUCUCGCUUUCUUUCUUUCUUUCUUUCUUUCUUUCUUUCAAAAUUCAUUCCUCUUUACAUUUUCUUUCUGUUGCAUUCUUACUUUCUUUCUUACAUUCAAGUAUCAUAUUUUGCUCUUUCUUUCUUUCUUUCUUUCUUUCUUUCUUUAA